Molecule: messenger RNA, 804 nt
Organism: Aspergillus versicolor CBS 583.65
Lineage: Eukaryota; Fungi; Ascomycota; Eurotiomycetes; Eurotiales; Aspergillaceae
Product: DUF924 family protein
Exons: 2
Coding region: 1-804 (267 amino acids)
Molecular function (GO): protein binding
Source: RefSeq, a predicted model, not a curated record
AUGUCCAACGAGCCAAAGGUUGACCUAGCGAAGUUCCUCCAUCCUUCUGUCCCAAACCGUGUGUACGACUUCUGGUUCCAGCAUGUCGAACAUGACCAAAAUCUCACGCUCCCAACACAAGAGGUGUUUAAGCCCUGGUUCACCAAAGACGCCGGUUUCGAUCUUGAAUGCGCAACCCAAUUCAAGCCAAUCCUAGCCGCCAUUCACCAAGCACGCCCAGAGCUACAGACGCAGGAGCAGGUUGAAGCUCAAGCUCAGCAAAUCCUGGAACUGGUCAACCCUGAGUCGGCAUUAGACUGGCUUGGGUUAAUCAUUUUCCUCGACCAGCUCCCACGCAACUGCUACCGCGGUGAAGAAGCUGCGCUCGUAUUUUCAUUCUUCGACCCCAUCUCCCGGUUCAUUACGCUUCGGGCCCUUGAGAAGAAGAUUGAGUACAGUCCGGACGUACGCUACCGCCUUGCUUUGCGACACUGGUUCUAUCUUCCAUUGAUGCACUCGGAGACUCUGAGCCAUCAGGAAAUCAUGCUGGAGAAAUACCGUGAAAUGGAUGGAGAUGUUAGUCGUCUUCUAGAUGAGCAGCCGGCAGAAGGGCUAGGUGAGAAGGAUUUAGCGGAUCGUGAAAUCCUCGCGGGCAACAGGAAAGCCGUUGAGGCGAUCUCGGCGCAGAAUUUCAAGUUCCAAAAGGAACAUUAUGACAUUAUUGCGCAGUUUGGACGCUAUCCCUAUCGGAACAAGGUAUUAGGGAGGACAACAACACCGGACGAGGAGAAGUUCCUUCAGGAAGCGAACAUCUCCUUCAGUUGA